Molecule: messenger RNA, 369 nt
Organism: Bursaphelenchus okinawaensis
Lineage: Eukaryota; Metazoa; Nematoda; Chromadorea; Rhabditida; Aphelenchoididae
Source: the annotation of a GenBank genome assembly
AUGAGAAUCGUGGAAUCCCUAGAGAAUGUGAUCAAACUCAUCCCCGAGAUCCAGUCAAUCCUCAUCGUCGACCGUGACGGCGUUCCAGUGGCGGGCGCGGGCGAAGAAGGCCGAAAUCGACCACAACUCACCGCCGCCUACGCCACCGCGUUAGAACAGGCGAAUCGACUGAAUAUCGGCGAACAAGAGUCGUGGGUAUUCCAGUACGAGGCCAGUCAACUGGUCGUUCUACAUUCCUCACCCUUUGCCAUCUUCAUCAUGGCCACGCCAAAUGCCAACACAGGACUAUUGAGGCAGUUGAGAGAACGACUACAGCCAUUGCUCAAGGAAUGUCAGUUAACCAUCGCUGAAGCACAAGGAACCGCCUGA